Molecule: messenger RNA, 732 nt
Organism: Verticillium dahliae VdLs.17
Lineage: Eukaryota; Fungi; Ascomycota; Sordariomycetes; Glomerellales; Plectosphaerellaceae
Product: peptidyl-prolyl cis-trans isomerase PIN4
Exons: 3
Coding region: 16-387 (123 amino acids)
Biological process (GO): rRNA processing
Molecular function (GO): DNA binding; peptidyl-prolyl cis-trans isomerase activity
Source: RefSeq, a predicted model, not a curated record
ACUGAAUCUACAAAGAUGGGGAAGAACGACAAGAAGCCCGCCGGCGAUAAAAAGGCCGGCAAGGGCUCUGACACGAAGGACGCCAGCAAGGUCAAGGGCGCGCAGUCCAUUAACGUCCGGCACAUUCUGUGCGAGAAACACGGAAAGAAGGAGGAAGCAUUGGCGAAAAUCCGUGACGGAGCCAAGUUUGACGAUGUAGCAAGAGAAUUUUCCGAGGACAAGGCACGUCAGGGAGGCUCUUUGGGUUGGAAGAGCCGGGGAAGCCUGGAUCCGGCGUUCGAAGAGGUAGCUUUUGGGCUCGAGGCGAGCUCAACGGGCAGUCCCAAGUGGGGAGAAGCCAAGACAGGAUUUGGGUAUCAUAUCAUCAUGGUCGAGGGGAGGAAGUGAGAGUUUGGUAUUCUCAACAUGGGAAUGGCAUUCCUCAUCAUACAUGAGCCCUCAUACAUACGCUCCGUGUAUCUUUGGUGUUUGGCACGUUAUGCGGUGUAUACGAGGCUCAUGCCCAUGCUGUUUUGUAAUUCCAAAAGAGUGUUGUGACACGCCUUGUGACACGCCUCUGAUAGCUUCAAGUAGCGAUAAGGGGUUCUACGUUUGGCUUGGUUGUGACUCACGAGUCAAAAAGUGUCGUUGCAUGAUAUACAGGUGAGAACCACGGGUAGCUGCGAGUCAAACGGGUGCUCAAGAAGACAUUAUAGUCUUCUGCGAAUUGAGUUGCGAGACACAUGCGAACAC